This is a messenger RNA of Anopheles bellator, 1867 nucleotides long. RefSeq names its product uroporphyrinogen decarboxylase (gene Urod). The transcript has 2 exons. Gene Ontology annotation, biological process: heme biosynthetic process. The record is from RefSeq and is a predicted model, not a curated record. Gene Ontology annotation, cellular component: cytosol. Gene Ontology annotation, molecular function: uroporphyrinogen decarboxylase activity. The coding region runs from base 220 to 1284 and encodes 354 amino acids. NCBI's taxonomy places the organism in Eukaryota, Metazoa, Arthropoda, Insecta, Diptera, Culicidae.
CCUCGUUCCGGAGCUGCACCGCUUAGUAAUUUUUUUUCCUUUUCAAUUUCUUCACAACCUGGGCCGGCGAUAAUCUUUAUCGUGCCUUGCCGAAAACAAUUGUGUGCGCACAGGAUCCAGUAACAGUAACCGGACGAGGAGGGCGCACAGCACAUCAUCGCCCAUCGCCCCGCUCGUAGGUUGCUUUGAUAGCCCCGGCAAUUGAUCGACCCCCGAAGAAUGGAAAAGGAAUUUCCCGCACUGAAGAAUGACAAUCUGCUUCGGGCGGCCCGUGGCGAGGCGGUCGAUCGCGUGCCGGUGUGGGUAAUGCGGCAGGCCGGUCGCUAUCUGCCCGAGUUCCAGGAGGUACGGGCUAAGCAUGAUUUUUUCACCGUCUGCCGCACACCAGAACUGGCCUGUGAGGUGACGAUGCAGCCGCUCCGUCGGUUCGAUCUCGAUGCGUCGAUCAUCUUCUCCGACAUCCUCGUGAUACCGCAGGCGCUCGGCAUCGUGGUGGAGAUGAAGCCGGGAGUCGGUCCGGUGCUGCCCGAGCCCCUCGUCGGCCCGGCCGAUCUCGAGCGGCUCAACCAGACGGGUGCGAUUGAUCGGCUAAAGUACGUGGGCGAUGCGAUUACCAUGAUGCGUCACAUGCUGGACGGCAAGGUGCCACUGUUCGGCUUUACCGGUGCACCGUGGACCCUGAUGGGCUACAUGAUCGAGGGAGGCGGAAGUAAAACCAUGUCAAAGGCCAAAGCGUGGCUUACCGAUCACCCGGAGGCCAGCCAGAAGCUGCUCGACAUUCUCACCGACCAGGUGGUGGACUAUUUGGUCAUGCAGAUCAAAGCUGGAGCACAAAUGGUGCAAGUAUUCGAAUCGAGCGCAGAACACUUGAGCAAGGAACAGUUCCUGUCCGUGUCACUGCCCUGUCUACGGCGGAUUCGAAGCGAUUUGCUCCGCAAACUGGGCGAAGCAAAUGUGCCGGCCGUUCCGAUGGUGCUGUUUGCCAAAGGUGCCAUGCAUUCACUACCGGAGCAAGCGCAAACCGGUUACGAGGUGAUCGGUCUGGAUUGGACCAUCGACCCGGAAGAGGCACGUGGGCUGGUGGGUCCGAACGUUACCCUGCAAGGGAACCUUGACCCUCAGGACAUGUACAAACCACAGGACGAGCUGCGCGAGCUCGUGCUUACCAUGGUACGAAAGUUUGGAAAACGACGGUACAUCGCCAACCUUGGCCACGGCAUUACUCCGGCAACCCCAGUCGAAAGCAUGACCACGCUCGUGCAGGCAGUGCACGAUGCACUGUGAGGCCACUAGAUCAUCUGAACACUCUGACCAGAAGAGGAACACGUUCCAACCGGUUUGUCCGGCACAAAAUUCGAUGCAGAUAAUUCAAUCAGUAAAACGGAUCGGUAAUUGUUGCAUUUACACGAAAGAAGCAUCUUGAAUAAACAGUAAAGAUCGCAAUCACAAGUGCCUCGAGAUUAUUUGUUUUGCGUAAGAUUAAUUUACUCCGAACCUGCGACCGGAACGAUUUCGGCUUCCAUCGGCAUUCCACUGUUCACCACCGAACAACACUACUUCGAAACGUACACAGUGCCGAUUGAUGUUAACCGAGGGAUUCGGCUGUUGGCAAUCCCUUUCUUCACCUCUUUAUUUGACCGUCGCACAGUAUGGACGCACAAAGUAAAACGCUCGACCACACAGAGCCUCACAGUAUUUACAAAGCUCCGUCCGAUCAAAGCUUAAUCUUCCGUCGAUUCAACGUUCUCGGUCUGCAGUUCCUUGAACGUGGGCACCGCGACGUACGUGACCAGCGUGUACAGCUUGUUGGGCGAGUCCUCAUCAUCGUUACGCCGGCGAGAAAGGCGCACACGUAUGCGGAACGGCG